UCUGUAAAUGGUGAGUCAAGUAUAUUCAAUGCUGGUGAAGAAUCAAACCGAGAUGUUGAACCUGUUGCACGGGAAAUGAAAGGCCGGGAAGCCAUAAACAUAGUGGAUCUUUAUAAGACAUUCCAUGCAUGCAGGAGGCCUGAAGUCAAAGCUGUUAAUGGUAUCAACUUAACAAUUUAUGAAGGUCAGAUUACAGCAAUACUUGGCCACAAUGGGGCAGGAAAGACUACACUUUUCAACAUUCUAACAGGACUUACAGCACCAUCUGCAGGAACAGCCUUUGUAUUUGGGUAUGAUAUUAGGGAUCCGAAUGACAUGCACACAAUCCGUCAAAUGACUGGUGUAUGUCCUCAGCAUGACAUCUUGUUUGAUCUGCUGACACCUCGUGAACAUCUAGAAUUCUUUGCAGCUGUUCGGGGGAUACGUUCCUCCUUGAUUGAGUCUGAAGUGUCCAAGACAUUGCGUGAUAUUGACCUUGUUGACAAAGCCAAUACCUUUGCCAAGCAUUUAAGUGGUGGACAGAAGAGGAAACUUUCAGUUGGCAUUGCUGUUAUUGGGGAUCCUAGGAUUAUUAUCUUGGAUGAGCCAACAGCUGGUGUUGAUCCAUACUCUCGGAGACACAUGUGGUCUGUUUUACAAAAUAGAAGGCAUGGGAAGGUAAUUCUGCUUACAACUCAUUUUAUGGAUGAAGCAGACAUUCUUGCAGAUCGCAAGGCUGUGGUUUCAAGAGGUCGCCUUCGGUGUUGUGGUUCUUCGCUGUUUUUAAAAAACAAAUUUGGCAUUGGUUAUCAUCUAACACUUGUACUGGAGGGUGUAGCUAGGGAACAUGCUAUCACACGUCUUGUGAGUAGUCAUGUUGCUAAAGCAGAGAAGGCUCGCCGGCAUGGGAGAGAACUUAGCUUCAUCUUGCCACACAAUGCUGUAGACAACUUUGCACCACUCUUCUCAGCAAUUGAAAAUGAGAUCAACACCAGGGCAAGCCGUUUGGGUAUAAGCAGUUACGGUGUUUCCAUGACGACAUUAGAAGAGGUUUUUCUUCAUUUGGAACGGGAUGAAGAGACAGAUGGAACAAUGGACAACCUGUCAAAGAAGAUGGUGCGUAAUCGUGCAUUGAGCCGCUCUCUGUCCCUUCAGAGUAAGAGCACAUCAUACCAGAGUCUCCAGAAUGAAGGUGCAGUCAUCACAACUACCAUGGGGCCUGCAGGAGAUGUGCCCGGGAAAGGUAUAGGACCUGGGGAGACACAAAUUGAUGGUGUCAUCAACCAAACAAAUGAUCAUCCAGUGACUGGACUAGGGUUCAGUUCAACAGAAGUGCAUCCAAACAACUGGCAGACAUUAGUAGCACUUCUCAGGUUACGAGUGUUGCGCAUGUUCCGGGAUAUUCAAAAGCUAUACUUCAUGAUUGUCCUACCCCUGGGAUUUGCUGCAUUUGGCCUGUACGUCCACAGUAUCCAGUCAACAGACCCCAAGAUGAAGUCACUGACACUUAAUAGAGACACAUACAAGAGUGACACAAGACUUGCAUUCCAUAAUGCAACAUCAGAAUCUCUUGAUGAGUUUGUGCAGUAUCUUAAGGACAGUGGAUCAUCAUCUGUUGAUCUGUACAAUGGAAACUUUUCUCUCCUUCUUGAUUUGGCUCCACAUAUGGCUGCAUUUAAUGUAAAUGUGUGGGAAAUGCCUGAAAUUAGCAUUACUACUAUUUACAAUGACACAGCACAACACUCAUUGCCCAUCAUCAUCAACCUCCUCAGUAAUGCUUUCUACAGGAUGCUCAUGUCUAAAACUACAUUGGAGUAUGAGCCUAUUGUGGUGAAGACACAUCCAUUUCAGCAGACUUCGCAGCCAGAGGAAUUCAAUAUGGGCACAUUUUCAUCUGCUAUCUUCAUUGGCAUGAUUUUUGUCCUAGUCCCUGUCUGCCUGGCUGUUGAUAUGGUGUAUGAUCGAGAGAUAAAAGCUAAAAACCAGCUGCGGGUGAAUGGGCUGUCUUUCUUCAUGUACUUCAUCACUUACUUCAUGGUGCUUGCUGGAUUGAUGUUGUUCAUAUGCAUAGCACUACUAACAUUAAUAUUUGUAUUUGAUCUGCCAUCGCUGCAGGAGCCUCCUGCAUUUUGUACCAUGGGAUUGCUCAUCAUACUCUACUGUCCUGCUUCUAUCUUGUUUAUCACCUGUUUCUCCUAUAUUUUUGACAAGAUGGACUCAGCACAGUCCAUACUUCCUAACAUUGUUACAUUCCUUGGUCUCAUUCCUUUUCUGCUGGUUAUGUUCCUUGAUAUGUUAAGAAUAGGUGGACGGGCAGCUAUGGCACUGCAUGUGGUAUUCUCCCUGCUCAAUACCAUGUACAUACCCUAUGCAGUGGUGUACUUUGUGGACAGAGUUCACCUGAUGUGCCGUGUCAACUUGGCCUGCACAAAUCUCACAUUUGCUGACUACUUCACUGAUGAAAUUAUCGUCAUGCUAGUUGGCAUCCUGCUCCAUAUCCCCAUUUGGUUCUUUGUUCUGCUUAUACUUGACAUCAAAAAGUCUGGAGGACGGGCUAGUGAUGUCUUCAAAUAUUUCUUGCCAAACAGCAAUAAGACUGUGGAUGAGGUGGAGAACAGUGAUGUUGGAGAGCAUGAGGAUAAUGAUGUCAGGACAGAACGACAGAAGGUUGCUGAUGUCUUAUCAAAUAGGCGUACAAACCCUCCUGUUGUUGUAGUGCAGAACCUGCGCAAGGAAUACCAGAAGCUGAUGAUGAAAGUUUGUUGUGGAGGUACUGACAAUAGCUGCUGCUGUAUAAAGGGAGAUGGCACUAUUGAUACCCAUACCAAAGUGGCUGUGCGCAACCUGUCAUUGGCUGUGGAUGCUGGAGAAGUAUUUGGGUUGCUCGGACAUAAUGGUGCAGGCAAGACAACAACAAUGAAGAUCAUGAUAGCAGAGGAAGCAGCUACAAAAGGCAGAGUUCAGAUCGGUGGACAUAACAUCACUUCCAACAUCGCUGAUGCUUUCCAACUGAUGGGUUACUGCCCACAGCAUGAUGCACAGUGGAAGAACAUCACAGUAAGGGAGCACCUCGAAUGUUAUGCAGCCAUUCGUGGUGUUCCACCCAGUGAUAUAAACAGGGUGGUAGACUUGUAUCUAGCAGGGCUACAAAUACAUGAACAUGCUGGGAAACAAAGCCAACAUUGUUCUGGAGGAACGAGGCGUAAACUGAGUUUUGCCAUGGCUAUGGUUGGUGGUCCAUGUGUGGUGCUGAUGGAUGAACCCAGCACAGGCAUGGAUCCUCGAUCCAAGAGGUUCCUGUGGGACACUAUCCUUGCAAGCUUCCAGGGAGCCCGUGGUGCUAUCCUCACAACACACUCUAUGGAGGAGGCUGAUGCUCUUUGUUCUAGAGUUGGUAUUAUGGUGAAGGGUGAACUCAGGUGUAUUGGAUCCACACAACAUUUGAAGAACUUAUAUGGAGCUGGCUAUACAUUGGAGAUGAAACUCAGAGGAGGAGAUCGAACACCGACAACACCAUCAUCCGAUCGUCACUGUGAUCUCAAAGAGUUUGUUGCUGGCUUGUUCCCCGAUGCAACUCUAGAAGAGAGUUUUGCAGAUAGGCUAAUGUUUAGUGUUCCCCAGCAUGCUGUCACCUCAUUGGCCGAAUGCUUCUCACAGCUUGAGACAGCAAAAUCAGAACUUGACAUUGAGGAAUACAGCUUUAGUCAGACAACUCUUGAACAGGUGUUCCUAAAAUUCGCUCACUAUGAUGAGGUGAAUGGUGACUAAGAGACGAGAGUGGAACAUUGUUGAAUACUGACAGGUUUCAAAUUGGCUAAAGAAGGGGGUCAGUAAUUGGCAUCAAGACUUAUGUUCACCAAGCAACUGGUACAUCUUGGAAACAAGAAGGCAGUGAAUUGAUUCUGUCUACCUCGUUGUGAGCAGUGCAGUGAUGAAUUGUACAAUUAUUUUACUUUCCACUAGAUUGAAAUAAGAGUGAAUGUGUUUGACAAAACCAUUCUUGGGGUAUUUUAAGUGAAAGUGGAGUUAUGAUACACCAUGUUGAGAGAUUUAGGAAGAAAAUAAUUUCUUUCAUAAUUCUUAAUGUUUUGUUUUGAGGGAAGAAAAACAGUAGACUGUAAUAACAGGGAUUAUCUAGUUUGCUGUAAUUUUGUUAAGACUCUUGUUUGAAUUGUUUUGGUGGAAUGAGUGCCUGAAAGAAAGUGAUUCAAUGUGUCCAUAAAUGAGACAGCCUCAGAAGCUGUGUUGUUGCAUGAUAAUUUUCCUUGCUUGCUUAUAUGACUAGUGCUGAUGUAUUCCAUUAUGACUUCAUACUUAAAUAGAAGCCUUAAAUAGAUCCCACAUGAUUAUAAACCUGACUAUGUGGGUAAAAACAUUUUGCAGACAUGUAAAUGGCUCUCUUAAUAUCCAAAAUUAUGGAAAUUUUCAGAUAUGAAAUAUCAGUUUUAUAAAACACAGGUUGCUUUCUUCAUGGUAUUAAAAAUUAUGUUGUUCAUCAAUCUAUUUAAAUGUAGAAGUUAUAAGUGACUAUGUACAUUGGUAGGAAUUAUAUCUGACAAUGUACUGAAAUGUGACAGUAAGGUUUUCCCUCCUUAACCUUUAUUGGUCGUGCUACACAGUAUAAACAUAAUCCUGCUGGCUAAGCCUCGUAAUAGUGCACUGUUAAACCAUUAAACCUCAGAGUUAAAGUCAAACUGGCAGCUCCAUGAUGCAGGGUUUUGAAUCCACCAUUAUUGUACAAUAAAGGUUAAAAAUUAGGUUAUACAGAAUGCAGUACUUGCCAUCAUGUAAUACACAAAAGAAACUGUACAAGAUUGUUAAUUUGUAUUGCCUUCAUCUCAUUUAGAUGAAAAUUCUUGUACUACAUUUUCUUCCGUUGUGCAUUUUUGGACCUUUAUGUUGGUAACUGCAGAACAGGCUGCAUGCAGACUUUGCUUUAGGAUGGAAAAGUGGACCUCAAGUCACAGCCACUGUGAAGUGGGGAACUGUAACUCCUAGUCUUGUAUUUGAAAUUGAUCGUAGCAGUUUUGCCUCUCAUUUUCAUCUCACCUCCUCUCAUACAGGAGGACUCUCAGUGAUCUGCUCUGAAUGAUAACAGUGAACAUUCUUUAAAGACUAAAAGUGGGGCAGAAGUUAUCAUAUUUUGAAUAUGAGGGCUCUAGUUAAGCAUAUAAAAAUCUUAAAUUUUAUUGAAUGGAAUACAUUUCUUGUUAUCAUAUAAUGACUUCUGAAUAUGUAAUAGGACUCAAUAUUUUUAUAUACCGGAACCAAAGAAAUGGAAGGUAAAAAGAAGAGAGAGAGAGAAUAUAUCUUUCUUAAUAUUAAAUAAAUGUUUAAUAAGUAUCUGAUUAAAGUAUUAUUAUAACUUGAGUUCUUAUCAUUAUGGAAUGAAAUAUAAUCUGCUAGCCCAUUGUA
Zootermopsis nevadensis is the source of this 5394-nucleotide messenger RNA. The record is from RefSeq and is a predicted model, not a curated record. Lineage: Eukaryota; Metazoa; Arthropoda; Insecta; Blattodea; Termopsidae.